AUGCGCAAGGCGAGGCCGCCGCAGCCCCAGCCGCAGCCGUCGCAGCAGUCGCCGGAGAUCCGGUACCGCGGCGUGCGGAAGCGCCCCUCGGGCCGCUACGCCGCCGAGAUCCGGGACCCCGCCAAGAAGACGCCGAUCUGGCUCGGCACCUUCGACUGCGCCGAGGACGCCGCCCGCGCCUACGACUCCGCCGCCCGAUCCCUCCGCGGGCCCACCGCCCGCACCAACUUCCCGCCCUCCUCCGCCACGCAGCCGCCGGCGAGGCCCCCUCCCCCCGCGGCCGCGGCCGCGGCCGCGGCCGCCACGUCCAGCCAGAGCAGCACCGUCGAGUCCUGGAGCGGCGGCGGGCCCCGCGCCCCCGCCAGGGCCCGCAGCGCCGCCCGAGCGGGCACGGCCAAGGAGGGGGAGGAGGACUGCCGCAGCUACUGCGGCUCCUCGUCCUCCGUCCUCCUCGAGGAGGGCGCGGACGACGCGGCCGCCUCCCGCUCCCCGCUGCCCUUCGAUCUGAACAUGCCGCCCCCGCAGGAGGGGGCGCUUGACGCCGAGGCCGAUCAGAUGACCUGCCGGUACGACACGCUGCUCCGCCUCUAG
Messenger RNA from Triticum turgidum subsp. durum (durum wheat), 591 nucleotides. The record is from the annotation of a GenBank genome assembly. Lineage: Eukaryota; Viridiplantae; Streptophyta; Magnoliopsida; Poales; Poaceae.